Arachis stenosperma is the source of this 909-nucleotide messenger RNA. RefSeq lists its product as uncharacterized. The record is from RefSeq and is a predicted model, not a curated record. The coding region runs from base 1 to 909 and encodes 302 amino acids. Lineage: Eukaryota; Viridiplantae; Streptophyta; Magnoliopsida; Fabales; Fabaceae. The transcript has a single exon.
AUGGAUACUAGAAGGAAACCCUCAACCAUGGCAAUCGAAUGUUUGGAAAUGUUCCAUGGAAUCGAUCGAACUGCAUUCAGGAUGCUGACGCAAGUCCUUCACCGUGAAGUUAAACAGUCCCUGAUGGUCAUGGCAUUUCUACUGUCACUGGAGACAAUGGGACUGAAUGGUAUUGUGCAAACAGCCAUAAAAAAAGAAGGCUGGUUUAUGAACAGUCUUGCCGAUGAAUGUGUCAUCUGUUUGCAAUGCCUAGUAUGUCAUGAGUUCUCUGGGUUUGUGGAGAAGUCCAGAAAACUCGAAACCCUUGGAAACGUGCUGAAAACUGAGCUCACGUUAUAUCAGGUUCAUAGGAUGAGAUCCGUCCUCCUAACUCUAAUUCCCGAUACCCUAUCAACCAUUUGCGCUAGAAUUAUGGGCGACAUAACGAUGGAUGCGGUGUGGUUGGAGUACCAGAGGACUCCUAAAGAACUACUGGGUUUCAACACACUUGACCAGUGCAUAUCCGUUGCACAAGAGGCAUUGAGUAGACAUAACAAUGGCCGAGGAUUCCAAAUGCAACAAGGAGGAAGGCAAACUGAUCAAGAUAAGGGAAAGCAGAAGUACGUCUGCAAGGAGCUGGAUGACGCGGAACGUCCAAAGACACUGACCGUAUGCUUCGGUCGAGAGUCCGUGCCCACUGCAGAGGGCAUUGCUGAGUUUUUCUGCAACAUGUUUGGUCAUGUGGUUCAAAGGGUGACAGUCAUGCCUCGGAGGGACAAGGACUCGGGUGAUUUUGCUUUCGUUCUUUUCAACGAUGUAUCAAUCCCCCGCAUUAUAAUGGGGGACAAAAAUGUCGUUCAUCAUACGAUACAAGGCAUGAAAUGUUGGAUCAGAUGGUGGACAGGAACACAUUAUCGCUGUGUGAAUUAG